UUAACGGCGAACACAACUGUUCGCGUGCCUUCACAGUACAUCAGCGACUGGCCAACGGCAACGAUCUGGCACGUCUUCUAAAAACCAUCCGAGAAAAUCUUUCGAGACCACGUCAUAUUGUACUUGAUCGAAAAUAUCGUGAUUCUUUUUGUUUAAAACACACACGUGUAUACCUCCUCUAAACAUAUUACCAUCUAACCUUCCACGGGUACAGAUCGUACUGAAAAAACGUCAACAUGCCGACGGUGCAGCAGAUCAGCAAGCCCAAAGUGGAAAAGCGCAAACAGAUCAGUGUCAAGUCCAUCGCAGACGUCGAGGAUGUUGUGGCCAUGAAGAAAACGUUCAACCGACACCUGCACUUUACGCUGGUCAAAGACAGAAACGUAGCCACAAUCCGGGACUACUAUUACGCACUGGCGCACUCGGUCCGGGACAGCCUGGUAUCCAGAUGGAUCAGGACGCAACAGCACCACUACGCAGUCAACCCGAAGCGUGUUUAUUAUUUGUCUUUGGAGUACUUGGUUGGUCGUUCCCUUCAGAACACCAUGAUCAAUCUUGGCAUUCAAAGUAGUGUUGACGAAGCAUUGUAUCAAAUGGGAUUAGACAUCGAAGAACUAGAAGAUCUCGAAGAGGACGCCGGUCUGGGAAACGGUGGUUUAGGUCGUUUGGCCGCUUGUUUCCUGGAUUCCAUGGCCACUCUAGGUCUGGCAGCUUAUGGUUACGGUUUGAGAUACGAGUAUGGUAUAUUUGCUCAGAAAAUAACCAACGGUGAACAGACCGAAGAACCAGACGAUUGGCUCAGGUUUGGAAAUCCAUGGGAAAAGGCUAGACCCGAGUAUAUGUUACCAAUUCAUUUCUUUGGCAAAGUAGUAGACACACCUACUGGCAAAAAGUGGAUCGACACUCAAGUUGUGUUCGCGAUGCCAUACGAUAGUCCAGUACCCGGAUAUCAGAACAACAUCGUUAACACCAUGCGAUUAUGGUCUGCCAAAUCUCCCGUUGAAUUCAACCUGAAGUUCUUCAACGACGGUGAUUACAUUCAAGCCGUUCUCGAUAGGAAUCUGGCUGAAAAUAUUACCCGCGUUCUGUACCCCAACGACAAUUUGUUUGAAGGCAAAGAGCUGCGUUUGAAACAGGAAUAUUUCAUGUGUUCAGCCACGCUCCAAGACAUUAUCCGGAGAUUCAAAGCUACGAAAAAAGGCGUACAGCCCCGGACCGAUUUCAAUUACUUCCCGGACAAAGUGGCUCUGCAACUGAACGAUACCCACCCGGCACUCGCCAUCCCGGAGCUGAUGAGGAUCCUCAUGGACAUCGAAGGUCUGUCGUGGGAGGCCGCUUGGGAGAUCACCGUCAAGACCUGCGCUUACACAAACCACACCGUAUUGCCCGAAGCACUGGAACGGUGGUCGGUGUCGUUGAUGAGCAGCAUAUUGCCGAGGCACAUGCAAAUCAUUUACCAAAUUAAUUUCCUGCACUUGCAAGACGUCCAAAAACGUUGGCCAAACGAUAAUGCGCGCAUGAAGAGAAUGUCGCUGAUCGAAGAAGACGGCGACAAGAGAGUGAAUAUGGCCCAUUUGUCCAUUGUCGGAUCUCAUGCCAUCAACGGUGUAGCUCGUAUUCAUUCAGAUAUCAUCAAGAACGACUUGUUCAGAGACUUUUAUGAAUUAACACCAGAAAAGUUCCAAAACAAAACCAACGGUAUCACCCCACGUAGAUGGUUACUUCUCUGCAAUCCUAAUUUAUCAGAUAUCAUUGGAGAAAGAAUCGGUGAUAAUUGGAUCACGCAUUUGGACGAGUUGACAAAUUUAAACGAACUUGUAAAUGAUGAAAGUUUCAUAUUGGAUGUGCAAAAAGUCAAACAAGAAAACAAAAUGAAACUAGCUCAUUGGUUGGAAUCUGAGUACAACGUCAAAAUCAACGUCAAUUCAAUGUUUGACAUACAGGUGAAGAGAAUACACGAAUAUAAGAGACAACUUUUAAAUUGCCUGCAUAUCAUCACCCUUUACAACAGAAUCAAGAAAAAUCCAGACGCAGAGUACGUACCGAGAACAGUCAUGAUCGGUGGAAAGGCCGCUCCCGGAUACUACAUGGCAAAAAAAAUCAUCAAACUCAUCAAUUACGUGGGCAACGUAGUCAACAACGAUCCGGUGAUCGGAGACCGUCUGAAGGUGUUGUACUUGGAAAACUAUCGAGUGACUUUUGCUGAAAAAAUCAUACCAGCCGCGGACCUCAGCGAGCAGAUAUCUACUGCGGGAACCGAAGCAUCUGGUACCGGCAACAUGAAAUUCAUGUUAAACGGUGCGCUUACCAUCGGCACGUUGGACGGUGCAAAUGUGGAAAUGGCCGAAGAGAUGGGAAACGAAAACAUUUUCAUUUUCGGGAUGAACGUCGACGAAGUGGAAUUGUUAAAGAGAAAAGGCUACAAUGCUCAUACGUACUACGAAUCCAUACCGGAACUCAAACAGUGCGUAGACCAAAUCCAGAACGGAUAUUUCAGCCCCAACAACCACGACGAGUUUAAGGACAUCGUCGACGUCCUCCUGAAAUGGGACAGAUUUUUCCUGUUGGCUGAUUACCAAGAUUACAUCAAAGCUCAGGAUAAGGUCAACGAGACGUAUAUGGAUUCGAAAAAAUGGACACGCAUGUGCAUCCGUAACAUCGCGUCCGCCGGAAAAUUCUCGUCUGACCGCACGAUCACCGAGUACGCCAGAGAGAUUUGGGACGUCGAGCCGUCGUGGGAGAAACUUCCGGCUCCACAUGAACGUAUCGCAGAUCUCCCGAAGCAAUCAUAAUAAUAUCAUGAUGAUAAUAUAUACAUGCGACAACAUAGAUAAUACUUAAUAUAAAUCAUAAUAUAUGUUUACGAUAGUACCGCGCACAAGCACGUACAGUUUUAAUUUUGGGAAUAUUUCUUUUUUUAACGAAUAAGCAACAAAAUAAUAUAAUAAUAAUCCCUAGUAAAUAUGUGUUUUUGAAAAAUUGUGUUCCUCACUUUAUAUAAUUUCAUGAUAAUUUAUUUAUUUGAAUAUUUUAAUAGGUAUCGAUAUGUAAUUUUUAACACGUAAAUAGUAUUGAAUUAUAUGCCUACAUGGUUGGUCACCGAAAUAUUACCUAUAUGUUUACAUACCUACCUAAUUAUAUAUUCACUUCUUGUAUAAACGUAUGUGAAUUUUUUUAAUUUUAAUAAAUUAUAUUUAUCGAUUACUUUUA
Molecule: messenger RNA, 3210 nt
Organism: Acyrthosiphon pisum (pea aphid)
Lineage: Eukaryota; Metazoa; Arthropoda; Insecta; Hemiptera; Aphididae
Gene: Glyp
Product: glycogen phosphorylase
Exons: 14
Coding region: 237-2792 (851 amino acids)
Biological process (GO): glycogen catabolic process
Cellular component (GO): cytoplasm
Molecular function (GO): pyridoxal phosphate binding; glycogen phosphorylase activity
Source: RefSeq, a predicted model, not a curated record